Balaenoptera musculus (blue whale) is the source of this 1548-nucleotide messenger RNA. Its product is annotated as cytosol aminopeptidase-like. The record is from RefSeq and is a predicted model, not a curated record. Gene Ontology annotation, molecular function: manganese ion binding; metalloaminopeptidase activity. Gene Ontology annotation, biological process: proteolysis. Gene Ontology annotation, cellular component: cytoplasm. Lineage: Eukaryota; Metazoa; Chordata; Mammalia; Artiodactyla; Balaenopteridae.
AUGUUCCUGCUGCCUCUUCCGGCUGCCGCGGGGUCGCCCGUCCGACAUCUGAGCGGGAAGCGCUCCUGGGGACCUGGUCCAGCCGCCGCGGACAAGACGAAGAGCCUUGUUUUAGGAAUCUGUGGCAAAGAAAAAGAAGAUGAUGUGCCCCAGUUUACAAGCGCAGGAGAGAAUUUUAAUAAAUUGGUCUUUGGAAAGCAGAGAGAAAUCUUGAACGUAUCUGGACCACCCCUGAAGGCAGGCAAAACCCAAACCUUUUAUGGUCUGCAUGAGGACUUUCCCCGCAUGGUGGAGGUGGGCCUUGGCAAAACGAUGACCGGAGUUGAUGAACAGGAGAACUGGCACGAAGGCAAGGAAAACAUCAGAGCCGCUGUUGCAGCGGGGUGCAGACAGGUUCAGGACCCGGAGAUCCCGUCCGUGGAGGUGGACCCCUGCAGAGACGCCCAUGCGCACGGCGCGGUGCUUGGGCUCUACGAGUAUGACGAUCUGAAGCAGAAAAAGAAGGUGGCCGUGUCAGUGAAGCCCCAUGGAAGUGGGGAUCAGGAGGCCUGGCAAAGGGGAGUCCUCUUUGCUUCUGGGCAGAACCUGGCGUGCCACUUGAUGGAGACGCCCACCAAUGAGAUGACGCCAAGCAGAUUUUCCGGAAUUACUGAGAAGAAUCUCAGAAGUGCUAGUAGUAAAACAGACGUCCACAUCAGACCCAAGCCUUGGAUUGAGGAACAGGAAAUGGGAUCAUUCCUCAGUGUGGCCAAAGGGUCCGAAGAGCCUCCAGUCUUCCUGGAAAUUCACUACAAAGGCAGCCGCAAUGCAAGUGAACCUCCCUUGGUGUUUGUUGGGAAGGGGAUUACCUUUGACAGUGGCGGCAUCUCCAUCAAGGCGGCUGCAAACAUGGACCUCAUGAGGGCUGACGUGGGAGGAGCUGCCACUAUCUGUUCAGCCAUCGUGUCUGCUGCCAAGCUCGACCUGCCCAUCAGCAUCGUAGGUUUGGCCCCUCUUUGUGAAAAUAUGCCCAGCGGGAAGGCCAACAAGCCUGGGGAUGUUGUUAGAGCCAAGGACGGGAAGACCAUACAGGUGGAUAACACUGAUGCUGAGGGGAGACUCGUCCUGGCCGAUGCACUCUGCUACACGCACACUUUUAACCCAAAGGUCAUCGCCGAUGCCGCCACCCUGACAGGUGCCAUGGACAUAGCUUUGGGGUCCGCUGCCACUGGGGUCUUUACCAAUUCUUCCUGGCUGUGGAACAAACUGUUUGAGACCAGCAUUGAAACAGGAGACCGUGUCUGGAGGAUGCCUCUCUUUGAACAUUACACAAGACAGGUUGUAGGUUGCCAACUUGCUGAUGUUAAUAACGUCGGAAAAUACAGAUCUGCAGGAGCACGUACGGCUGCAGCGUUUCUGAAAGAAUUUGUGAAUCCUAAGUGGGCGCGUUUAGACACAGCAGGUGUGAUGACCGACAAAGAUGAGGCUCCUUAUCUGCUCAAAGGUGUGGCUGGGAGGCCCACGAGGACCCUGAUCGAGUUGCUUCGGUUCAGUCAAGACAGCGCUUAG